GCGAGUUGGCCAGCGGGCUCGGAGUGGUGCAUGGCCCACGCUGCAAGCCAUGCCAGAGGACCAGCAUUUGAUCGCGGACAAGAGCGAAGAGGGCGGCUCCAAGUCCACGGCCAAACGUCUCCUCUCCUUUUUUGCAGCCGUCCGGUGUAACCAAGUCUUGAGAUCGGUGCUCGGGCACCUUUGUCUCUUUAGCACGUUGGUCAUCUACACUGGUCUCGGCGGUUUGGUUUUUCGAGCCCUCGAGAGGCCAGGCGAGGUGACGCGAGUUGCCGAGGCGCAGAACUUCCUCUGGGACCAGCGACUCAGCUUCAUCGCAUUAAUCUCCAAUUUCAGCGGCUCUUCCUCCUCGUUGAAUUUUUCCUCCUUCCUCAGUUCGCAGCUCGCCGACUAUGAAGAGUCGAUUUACAUUGCGGCCCAGCAGGGCGUUUUCCAAGUUCCCCGCGAGCAGCCCGACGUCGAGUCGGCGGCCGAGACAGCGGGCUGGGGUUACCUGCACUCGGUGUUCUUUGCCUCCACCGUAUUAACCACCAUAGGUUACGGGAAUGUGGCACCUGUCACUUUUUGGGGGCGCGCCUUUUGCGUGGUGUUCGCCCUCGUCGGCAUUCCGCUCACGCUGACUGUGAUCGCCGACCUGGGCAAGAUCAUCGCCUCGUCGCUCGGCCAACUUGGAGAAUUACUCAAGAAAAGGGUUAGCUGCAUUCGCCAUCUCUUAGCAGACGACAAUUCAAAAGGAAAUGCAGGGCUUGGGGUGUGCAUCAAAUCAAUGUCCUUUUUGUGCGCCAUUUUCCUCCUCCUGAUGUACAUUGCAGCUGGAGCUGCUCUUUUUACUGUCUGGGAAGACUGGACGUUCUUCGAAGGCUUCUAUUUCUGCUUCAUCACAAUGACUACAAUUGGAUUUGGAGAUUUAGUUCCACGCGAACCAGACUACAUGUUGAUCUGCACCGUUUACAUUUUGGUCGGCCUGGCCAUGACGUCGACAAUAAUUGAAUUGGUGCGCAGACAGUACGCCCAGUCGUGGAAGCGCAUGAAGGAACUGACGGCGCACCUGCAGAACCUCUCAGGGCCCAUCACGGACGCCCUGAAAAAAAUCGAUUUAAGCCGAGCUUCCUCCACCAUUGAUCUUAGCGUCCUGACCGAGCUCAGAGAACUGAAAAAGACCCUGGCCCUGACUCAGCUGGAGACCAAACUCCGGUUUCCGACGAGAAACAAAAAGGGCAACGAGUGGCAAAAAGAGGUCGAAGCGGCAAUGCAGGAAAUCGUGCAGCUCUCGGCGCCCCCCAGAAAAGUGCACACCAUUGUUAUCUACGAGUCUUCAGUUUGAUUUUGUAUUGAUGGUUGUCCUUAAUAAAAUUUUUAUUUCAA
Molecule: messenger RNA, 1362 nt
Organism: Neocloeon triangulifer
Lineage: Eukaryota; Metazoa; Arthropoda; Insecta; Ephemeroptera; Baetidae
Product: TWiK family of potassium channels protein 7-like
Exons: 5
Coding region: 50-1321 (423 amino acids)
Biological process (GO): potassium ion transmembrane transport; stabilization of membrane potential
Cellular component (GO): membrane
Molecular function (GO): potassium ion leak channel activity
Source: RefSeq, a predicted model, not a curated record